GUCCGGUCAUGGAGCCGGUAGAGGCCUGGACCCCCGGGAAGGUGGCAGCUUGGCUGAGAGGCCUCGAUGACUGUCUGCAAGACUACCCCUUCGAGGACUGGCAGCUGCCUGGCCACUACCUGCUCCAGCUGUGCCCCCGCAGCCUCGAGGCUCUGACCGUGUGGCCUCUGGGCCACCAGGAGCUCAUCCUGGACGGCGUGGAGCAGCUCCGGUCCCUCAGCUCCGGGCUGCAGUCGGAGAACCUGCAGAGCCUGACACAGCGGCUGCUGGAGGGGACCGAGGCCUUCCGGAGCUCGGUCCAGGGCCGCCUGGGGCACUGCGCCGAGACCCCUGCUGACGUGCUCAGCGCGGCUGUGGAGCUGGUCCGUGAGGCCCAGGCUCUCCUCUUCUGGCUCAACAGGUACCUCUUCUCCCAGUUAAACGACUUCUCGGCCUGCCAGGAGAUCGGAGCGCUGUGUGCGGAGCUGGGCCAAGUCUUGCAGGAGGACUGUCCAGCGGCCGAGAGGGAACACAAAGUCCUGAGGAUUUGCAGCCACGUGGCCGGCAUCUGCCACACCAUCCUGAGCUGCAGCCCCGCGGAGCUGCUGGGACAGAAGGCCGUGCUGGAACAGGUGCAGCUGGCAGUGCCUUCGGACCUGGAAAUCCACACCACCAGCAACUGCCUGCACUUCGUGUCCCGAGUGGGCACCCAGGUCCCCUCCGACUCCCGGCAGCAGAUCCUGCCUGGAGACGAGAUCAUCCAGAUCAACGAGCAGGUGGUGGUGGCCUGGUCCCAUAAGAACGUGGUGAGGGAGCUGCUGCGGCAGCCAGAGGGGGUCAGCUUGGUGCUGAAGAAGAUCCCGGUGCCAGAGACGCCCCCGAAGACACCCCCUCAGGCUCUGGACUCGCCACGCCUGGGAAGCCAGUCACCGACUCUGGCCCCGCUGUCUCCCAGGGCCUCACCCAGAGAUGCCUUUGCCUUUGACCUGACUUCAAACCCAAGUCCUGGGCCGACCCCUACCUCGACAGAUUCUACCUCGCUUGACUCUGAGCCGCUGCCUAUCCCCUCUGAGCCCCCAGCCACAGUCCCGGCAGAGGUGGCAGAGACCCCGGGCCCCCCAGGAUACGCUGACAAGGUGAGCUCAGGGGCUCAGUGGGGAGGGGUGCAGACUCUGGACCCGCAUCCUCCUCUAUCCCCUGCAUUGUCCUUUCAGAGUCCUGGCCUUGGUGGGAAGAAAUCAAAAGGCGUGGCGACAAGGCUGAGCCGCCGGCGGGUGUCCUGCCGGGAGCUGGGCCGGCCCGACUGUGACGGGUGGCUCCUGCUGCGCAAGACACCCAGUGGCUUCAUGGGCCCACGCUGGCGCCGCUGCUGGUUUGUGCUCAAGGGACACACGCUCUACUGGUACCACCAGCCCCAGGACGAGAAGGCCGAGGGCCUCAUCAAUGUCUCCAACUAUAGUCUGGAAAGUGGACAUGAUCAGAAGAAGAAAUAUGUGUUCCAGCUCACCCACGACGUGUACAAACCCUUCAUCUUCGCUGCUGACACCCUGUCGGAUCUGAGCAUGUGGGUACGCCAUCUCAUCACCUGCAUUUCCAAGUACCAGUCUCCAGGCCGACCCUCGCCAGCCAGAGAGGAAGACUGCUACAGUGAGACAGAAGCCGAGGACCCAGAUGACGAGGCUGGGUCCCGCUCAGCCUCGCCCAGCCCUGCGCAGUCUUGGAGUCCACUGCACAGAGACACGUCACCAGCAACCACACCCACACAGCGCAGCCCGCGGAGCUCCUUCGGGCCCCCAACAGACAGCAGUGAUGGGGCGUUGGAAGGAAUGGUACGGGGGCUGAGGCAAGGCGGCGUGUCUCUCCUGGGCCAGCCACAGCCCCUGACCCACGAGCAGUGGCGAAGCUCUUUCAUGCGGCGCAACCGGGACCCCCAGCUCAAUGAGCGAGUGCACCGCGUGCGAGCGCUCCAGAGCACGCUCAAGGCAAAGCUGCAGGAGCUGCAGGCCCUGGAGGAAGUGCUGGGCGACCCCGAGCUGACCGGAGAGAAGUUCCGCCGGUGGAAGGAGCAGAACCAGGAGCUGUACUCGGAGGGCCUGGGGGCCUGGGGAGUGACUCCGGCCUCUGUCCCCCUGCCCUCUGACCCUCAGGAGCACUCUCAUCUCUGCCCCUUGACCCCAGACGGCACCCUCUGACCUCCCGACUUCUGACGGGGGCCACUGUCUUAGCUCCUGCCCCUGAUGAACACCUCAACCCCAUCCUUGACCAUCUGGGACAGCACAUCCCUGGGUUCCACUCGAGGCCGGGGCGGUGCCGUCCACGGCCCCCCGCCCCAGGUGGAGUUCCCGCCUUCUGCCUGUUGCUCCUGGAGUGGGGUACAGUGGAGUGAGCCUCGUGCCGCCCUAUCCUCCCCGCCAAAGAGGGGACUCCCACCCUGCCCAGGGCUGCUCUCCCUUCCCCAAGCCGGGCCUGUUCAGGUGACUUUGAUUUCACAGGAGACACAUUUCAGCCAAAUAAAGCCAAUUCCUCC
Messenger RNA from Lepus europaeus (European hare), 2506 nucleotides. RefSeq names its product connector enhancer of kinase suppressor of Ras 1 (gene CNKSR1). The record is from RefSeq and is a predicted model, not a curated record. Gene Ontology annotation, molecular function: protein binding. The coding region runs from base 9 to 2171 and encodes 720 amino acids. The transcript has 20 exons. Lineage: Eukaryota; Metazoa; Chordata; Mammalia; Lagomorpha; Leporidae.